AGGAACGAUGCGAGGCUGUCUGAUAAGGGUUUAACCCUGUGUUCUCUAUGAACCUGUGGAACCAGAAGAUGGUCGGUUCAGGAUCGGUUCGGUUCUGAUCGACAGAGAUUCCGAGGACGGCGACACUGCAGCUCUCUCUUCAGAAGCUGUCAUGGUGGACCUGUUCCUGGGGAAGGUUCUGGUGAAGAACAAUAAAGACAGAGACGAGCUGGACACGGAGCGUGAGAUCGUCCUGCGGCUCCAGAACCGUAUCCUCAUGCUGUUCUUCGGCUCCGGCGAGUGCGAGAAGUGCCAGGAUUUCGCCCCGACGCUCAAAGACUUCUUCAAGAAGCUCACAGACGAGUUUUACGUGGAGCGGUCGGCUCAGCUGGUGCUGCUCUACAUCUCGCUGGACUCGUCCGAGGAGCAGCAGGACAAGUUCUUGAAGGAGCUGCCCAAACGCUGCCUGUUCCUGGCCUACGAGGACCCCUACAGACAGGAGCUGAGCGUGAUGUUCGAGGUGCAGGAUCUGCCCAGGGUUGUGGUCUUGCGUCCGGACUGCUCCGUUCUCACGCCCGACGCUGUGGCUGAAAUCUGUAAGCUGGGGCCGGACUGCUACCGCAACUGGCAGGAAGGGGCGGAGCUUAUCGACAGGAACUUCAUGAUGAACGAGGAGUUCGACGAGGGCAAAAUGCGCAGCAUGACCGAUCCCAUCCGACGCAUCAAAUACAAGGUGGAGGACAAGAAAAAGAAGAAGAAGAAGAAAAAGAAGAAGGACGGGGUGAGCGUGGAGGAGGACGAGGAGGACGAGGAUGGAGAUGAAGAUGGGAAUGAUGGAGGAGGAGGAUGGGGCUGAGGUCAGGACAUCUAAUGAGCUAUUAACUAUUAGUGAAAUGGACAGAAGCCAAGAGAAAGUGUUGAGUAACAGCACUGAAAAAGAAACCAUCUACAGCUGUACUACUUCCAUCCAUGUCCACAACAAUAUCUGAAGGCUUAGGUUUCCUCUGGAAAGACAAUGGUUUCUGUUUUGCAGGAACUGUGUGAAUAGAUUAAAUAUGAAAAGAAAUUAUGAUUAUAACAAAAGUUAGAAGAGCUGAAUGUUCUUAAGUGAUUCUGCUCUUUUUGGACUUUUGAUUUACUGGACAAGUAUUAGGGAUAAGGAUUCAAAUGUAUAUGUUUUUUUCAGUUUCCUACAUUUUCCAGGUUUUUUUUAAUUUACAGAAUUAAAGAGUUUUAUUUUUCGAUAAGGUAGCCAGAAAUGUACCGUGCUUGCUGUCAAAUUGAAAGUAAUACAGUUAUUAACAGUUCUUAAAGGAAUGGACCGAAAUAAGAAAUAUCUUUUUAAAUCACUUUUUAAAAUCUACUGAAGAGAAAAACUGGACUACGAUGUUAUUUUCAGAUACGUUGAUUUUUUUAUUUCCUGCUCAUAAGUGUAUAUGUA
This is a messenger RNA of Puntigrus tetrazona (Sumatra barb), 1420 nucleotides long. It is a transcript of the gene nxnl1, whose product is annotated as nucleoredoxin like 1. Bases 152 to 835 code for a protein of 227 amino acids. The record is from RefSeq and is a predicted model, not a curated record. Lineage: Eukaryota; Metazoa; Chordata; Actinopteri; Cypriniformes; Cyprinidae. Gene Ontology annotation, biological process: photoreceptor cell maintenance. Gene Ontology annotation, cellular component: mitochondrion. The transcript is spliced from 3 exons.